Molecule: messenger RNA, 240 nt
Organism: Fusarium poae
Lineage: Eukaryota; Fungi; Ascomycota; Sordariomycetes; Hypocreales; Nectriaceae
Exons: 2
Coding region: 1-240 (79 amino acids)
Source: RefSeq, a predicted model, not a curated record
AUGGUCCGUCUUUCCAUCUUCGCUAUCGUUGCCGCUGUUAUCACAGGCGUUGUUGCGGAUACGAGAGCUUGCCAGUGUCUUUUCCAAGAUGGCUCCCACUGCUGUGUUAAUCUGAAGACCGGACCUUGCGAUGUCGGAUGCCGUACCUCGGGUAGAAAGGGAACGGCAUGCAAUGCUAAUGGCAAGUUUGUGGAAAUCAGCUGGUUUACUGGCGUUGGUCGCACCAAGUGUGACUUUUAA